Messenger RNA from Trichophyton rubrum CBS 118892, 1422 nucleotides. RefSeq lists its product as uncharacterized. The record is from RefSeq and is a predicted model, not a curated record. The transcript has 2 exons. Gene Ontology annotation, molecular function: oxidoreductase activity, acting on paired donors, with incorporation or reduction of molecular oxygen, reduced flavin or flavoprotein as one donor, and incorporation of one atom of oxygen; iron ion binding; heme binding. Bases 124 to 1422 code for a protein of 432 amino acids. Lineage: Eukaryota; Fungi; Ascomycota; Eurotiomycetes; Onygenales; Arthrodermataceae.
CGUGUCGCGCGCCGUCACGGCUGCCAACCAGUGGCAAGAUCCUCGAAUAAAGACCCUUUUCUAGGACUUGAUGUUAUACAACGAGGGGUCGGGAACUCUAGAGAGCACAAGUCCCUUGAAAAAAUGAGUGAGAAUUUUUACAAGUUCGGAUAUACCUUCCGAUUGAAGGUGUUCACAACUCCCAUCAUCGCCACUAUCGAGCCAGAGAAUAUCAAGUCCAUCCUAGCGAUCAAUUUCAAAGACUAUGGAGUCAACCAUCGCUUGAAAGUACUCGAGCCUCUUUUAGGCAGAGGCAUUUUCGACACAAAUGGCGACCAUUGGGCCAUAUCUCGAGCCCUGAUCCGGCCCAACUUUUCCCGCGAUCAGGUGGCAGACCUAGCCAUGUUUGAGAAAUUGAUCCCAGAUUUAUUCGCAUUGAUACCUCGUGACGGAAAGACUGUAGAUCUACAAAAGAUUUUCUUUCGCUACACUACAGAUUCUGCCACCGAAUUCUUAUUCGGAGAAUCGGUCGGAACUCUUAAAAAGCCGCAGCCGGAGUUUGGUUUCAGCUAUGCUUUUGACUAUUCUUUGAAGAGUAUUAUUCAUAAGAUUAGACUGGGGCCACUAGGCCUGCUUUACUAUGACCCGAAAGCAAAGAAAUGCAAUAAGAUUUGUCGUGAGUUUGCACAGCAGUUUGUCGACAAGGCAGUUCUCACAGUCGAAUCCCACAAAAACAAAGACCAAGAAGACUCCAAGGCGAACGGCCAGAGAUAUGUAUUCCUCCAUGAACUGGCAUCACGUACAUCUGACAAGCGCCGUAUCUUGGAUGAGGUCAUGAACGUGUUUGUCGCUGGACGUGAUACCACGGCCAGUCUUCUGAGUAAUAUGUUUUUUGUACUGGCUAAGCGUCCAGAGAUAUGGGCAAAGCUCCGUACGGAGGUCUCUAGUCUCAAUGGCCGAUUGCCUACCUACAAUGAACUGCGGAACCUGAAAUAUGUCAGAUAUUGCUUGAAUGAGUCGUUACGUACCCAUCCCGUUGUACCGACGAACGACCGUAUCACUCUGCGAGACUCUAUCCUUCCGAUGGGAGGAGGUGAAGACGGUAACUCUCCGGUCUUUGUGCCAAAGGGAACAAUAGUAGGCUAUAAUAUAUACGCAAUGCACCGGCGGAAAGACUUCUACGGGCCAGAUGCAGAAGUAUUCCGUCCAGAGCGCUGGGAAGAUGGGCAACUUCAACCUCGCUGGGAGUAUUUACCCUUUAACGGUGGACCACGAAUCUGCAUAGGCCAACAGUAUGCAUUAAUCGAAGCAGCCUACGUUACCGUCCGUAUGGCCCAAGAGUUCAAGACUUUGGAGAGCCGAGACCCAGGACCCUGGGUAGAGUCGUUGACACUGACGAUAUGCUCCUUGAAUGGGACAAAGGUGAGCGUUAUACCCGCGUAG